Molecule: messenger RNA, 911 nt
Organism: Gracilinanus agilis (Agile Gracile Mouse Opossum)
Lineage: Eukaryota; Metazoa; Chordata; Mammalia; Didelphimorphia; Didelphidae
Gene: NIPSNAP3A
Product: nipsnap homolog 3A
Exons: 6
Coding region: 85-831 (248 amino acids)
Cellular component (GO): mitochondrion
Source: RefSeq, a predicted model, not a curated record
CAGGACAAUUCCACCGGUGGCCAGUGAAGAGAGGACGCGUCCCCUUCGGUCUUCGCACACAUCUUUUCCAGAACCCGCAGAACCAUGUUCCUUCUCCGAAGGUUCUGGCCGACUCUGGUCGCCUCCACGUCGUGGCGCCAGAGCCAGGUAUGGGCAUCUUUUGGCACAGGUCCCAAAGACACUGAUGGGACAUUCUAUGAAUUUCGUACUUAUAUCAUACAACCAGCAAAGAUGAAUGAAUUCCUGAAAAACACUGAGGAACAUAUUCACCUUCGUACAGCUCACUCUGAAUUAGUUGGAUAUUGGAUUCAAGAGUUUGGCGGUGUGAUUAAUAGAGUGUUUCAUAUUUGGAAAUUUGAUAAUUUUGCUCAUCGAACUAAAGUUCGGAAAGCCUUAGCUAAGGAUAAAGAAUGGCAAGAAAAAUAUAUUUCCCGAAACCUACCAUUUAUGAUUGAACAGAAGAAUGAAGUUGUAUAUGUAGUACCAUGGAGCAAAAUAGAAAAACCUCCUAAAGAAGGAGUCUAUGAACUUUGUACCUUUCACAUGAAGCCUGGCGGGCCAAUUUUGUGGGGUGAAGACUUUAAAAAAUCAGUGAAUAGCCAUGUCCAAGUAGGCUAUUCAAAACUGAUUGGAGUUUUCCACACCGAAUAUGGAGCACUUAAUAAAGUUCAUGUUCUUUGGUGGAAUGAGUCAGCAGACAGUCGUGCAGCUGGAAGACAAAUUGCCCACCAAGAUGCCCGAGUGGUGGCAGCUGUUCGAGAGAGUUGUAGUCACCUGGAAUCUCAUGAAAAUAUGCUCCUCAUUCCAGCAUCAUUUUCACCACUGAAAUAAUUCUCUGAAGAAAUAUGAAGAUACUUAUUGUAUCCACAUUAUAUCAUCAGUUUCUAAUAAAAUUCCUUAAGUUCACCCAA